AUGGGAUCAACGCACGAUGGCCCCAAACCCACCUACCCUGUAAAAGUACCGGUACUCCACCACAGUCUUGUAACAGAUGACUUUAACGCUCUCGCAUUCCAAGGUGCAUCGUCCCUCCAACUACAGCAGGGACUCAAGUAUCAGGAAGCCGCUCCGUCAAGCUCGCAUCUCAUCUCAUCCCCGUAUAAUCGGGACGGCCAUCAUCUAGAUCUUCAUACGCUUGAUCCUUCUAGCCAACUGCUCGCGAAAGCGCUGACGGUUCUCAAACCCAUCCGAUCCGAUUAUGCCGUAGCAGAAUAUGUUGAAUCGUUCAAUUGGAAGUUUGUGAUGGACGUGCUGAGGGACCUGGCAAUUGCAGAAAGCCAUGAGUGGAAGGAGCUGUCAUUCCAUGUCGUGACGUUUCGAUCCGUCCUGCUUCCAACAGCAGAUUCCGACAGGCUCAUGGAGCUCGACUUAUAUUCUCAUUGGGAAGCUACUGUGAGCGGUGGGCUGUUGAAAUACUGGUUUGGGAUCAAGGAUGAGAAAUUUAGGAAUUUGGCAACCUGUAUCUGGCAAAGCAAGGAGGACGCGAGACGUGGAGGACUUGGGCCGUGGCAUAGACAGGCAAUAGCAACUGCGAACGAAUUGUAUCAAAGUGUUGAAUUUAAAACUUGGAAGUUGACUAUUGCUGACGGGAUCGAGGUGUGGGAAAUUGCGGAUGAGAAGAAUGAAAUUUGA
Messenger RNA from Histoplasma capsulatum G186AR, 717 nucleotides. RefSeq lists its product as uncharacterized. The coding region runs from base 1 to 717 and encodes 238 amino acids. The transcript has 2 exons. NCBI's taxonomy places the organism in Eukaryota, Fungi, Ascomycota, Eurotiomycetes, Onygenales, Ajellomycetaceae. The record is from RefSeq and is a predicted model, not a curated record.